Messenger RNA from Archocentrus centrarchus (flier cichlid), 1279 nucleotides. RefSeq names its product eukaryotic translation initiation factor 4E binding protein 1 (gene eif4ebp1). NCBI's taxonomy places the organism in Eukaryota, Metazoa, Chordata, Actinopteri, Cichliformes, Cichlidae. The transcript is spliced from 3 exons. Gene Ontology annotation, cellular component: cytoplasm. Gene Ontology annotation, molecular function: eukaryotic initiation factor 4E binding. Gene Ontology annotation, biological process: negative regulation of translational initiation. Bases 338 to 694 code for a protein of 118 amino acids. The record is from RefSeq and is a predicted model, not a curated record.
AGCCCGUCUGCCGUGCUGUUUUGUGUGCGUGUAGAAAGGGUGAGUGAGAGCAGAGGGACGUGUGCUCAGGUCCUUUUUAAACAAAGAUCCUGGACACUAGUUCGUGUGUGUGUGAGUGCUUGUUGUAAUGUGACUAAUUUAGGUACAGCCUUCCACUAUUUGCACUUAUGAAAACGAGGUAUUUAUUUUUAUUUAUCCGAAAGUAGUCAUUCUGUUGAGUCAAAGCAACACCCGAAGUCCCGGCUCGGCGUGGCUUUAUUGCUUUGUAAAACCAAGACUUUCUGCUUGUUUGAUGUUCUUUAGUUAGCUAGCAUUAGUUUAUUAUAGUUGGGAGAAGAUGUCCACCGACUGCCAGAAGACAACCGCUAAGGCCAUCCCGUCGAUCAGGAGGGUGGCGAUCAACGACGCGGAGCACAUGCCCCAGGACUACUCCACUACUCCCGGAGGGACUCUGUUCAGCACGACCCCCGGCGGUACUAGGAUCAUCUACGACCGCAAGUUCCUGCUGGACUGUCGCAGUUCUCCGUUGGCCAGGACCCCUCCUGCCCAUCUGCCGGUAAUUCCAGGAGUGACCAGCCCUCCCUCCAAGGGCACUAGUGAGAACACCCAAAAUGGAGAACUACUGAACAACAACACUACUGCACCUGACAGUAGCAAUGCUGGUGAUGAUGCACAGUUUGAAAUGGACAUCUAGGCGGAGCUCAACAAUAUUGUUAUGAUGCUGUGAAGAGAGGGGGGGGUAACCGUCUUUUUUCCCCCCUAUCAUCAACUCCACGGGGACAGAGGAGCUUCUUCUAAAGUCCGUCUUUUUCAGCCUCAUUUGGAUUUUUGCCCAGAACAAAUCUGUAAUUACAUUUUUACCGUCUGCCUCAAGGCUUCAACCUGGUUUAUGUGUAACAAAGUGUGCCUUCCAGUAGUUGCUGCAAGUUAAAAAAACAAAAAUACGCUGAGAAGUGCUUAACACCAACAAUGCCUCCUUGCUCAGUAAUAAAACAAGUCUGUGAGAAUGAAAAUCUAAUUUUCUGAAUUUAUAACCAUUCCAAAAAAGGUUUUCAUUUGAUGUGCUUUUAUUUCAACGCAUUUCCUGACACCUCUUUUUAGAGAUUGUCUUGAAAUGUUCGACAUGUUGUGUAAUCUGCCAGUAUUGUUCUCGUAAACGAGCGCUUCAGCUGAAGUGUAACACAAGGAAUGCAAAACAAAUUUGUUGAUGACAUUUUGAAUCUGAUUUUCGCAAUUUUAAGGUGAGGGAAAAAAAACAUUAAAGCAAACACCAUUCAAA